This is a messenger RNA of Gallus gallus (chicken), 8531 nucleotides long. It is a transcript of the gene NBEAL2, whose product is annotated as neurobeachin like 2. Gene Ontology annotation, biological process: intracellular protein localization. Gene Ontology annotation, molecular function: protein kinase binding. The record is from RefSeq and is a predicted model, not a curated record. Gene Ontology annotation, cellular component: cytosol; membrane. NCBI's taxonomy places the organism in Eukaryota, Metazoa, Chordata, Aves, Galliformes, Phasianidae.
GGCCCGGCCCGGCAUGGCGUCCCGGGAGCGGCUCUACGAGCUCUGGAUGCUGUACUUCGCCAAGAAGGACCUGGCGUACCUGCAGCAGUGGCUGGAGGCCUUUGUCAUGAACUUCGAGAAGGUCAUAGCCGUGCCCUCGCUGGAGCCCCGCAGGCCAGAGGAGGCGCUGUCAGAGAUCCCAGUGCUGCCACGAGAAGUGCUGCAGGUGCUGAGCCAGAGGCUGGCACAGUGUGUGGGCCAGGGCCCCCGCCUGGGGCAGGCGCUGCUGCUCCUCAAGUUCUUCAUCAUCAUCUGCAGAAACCCCGAAAAUGUCCAAACUGACAAAACCCCUGGCUUCAUCCUGGAGGUGCUGGCGCUGCUGCGGAUCUGCGCUAGCAAGCUGCGCUGUGGCCAGGAGGAUGGGGCACAGCUGGAGAGCGUGAUGCUGUAUGCCCUGCACCUCUGUGAGUGCCUCUUCGACCCCUACCAGACCUGGCGCCGGCAGCUGAGCGGAGAAGUUGUCAGCACGAAGGAGAAGAGCAAAUACAAGUUCGCCCCUGCCGCUUUACCCCCCGAGUUCGACACCUUCUUCCAAGAAUGUUUCCAGCCUGGUGGGCAGCUCCCCGACGAGCUCCAGCUCCGGCUCAUCCACCUCUUUGGAGCCAUCCUCUCUGGGGCCAAGUCCAACGCACUGCAAGCCAUUACACCAGCAGCACUGGAGGUGCUGCUGGGAGUGCUGCGUCGGGUGAGCUCAGGGCCACCACCAUGCUCUGGGCUGCUGGGACUGACACUGCGUAGUGUGGUGGCAGCAGUACAUGCCCUACAUGCCAGCAGCCCCGGCCCUGUGCCCCUGCGCAUGCUGCUGGAUGGGUACUUCAGAGUGCUCAACGCCGACCCCACCGCUGUGUCACCAGAGGCAGCCAGAGGGCUCAUCUCACUGCGGGUGCAGAUGUUGGAUGCCAUCCCGGCCAUGCUGAGCUGUGAUGACCGGCCGGUCCUGCAAGCCGUCUUCCUGAGCAAUAACUGCUUUGAGCACAUCAUCCGCCUCCUCCAGAACAGCAAGCUCUACCUCAACAGUCCACAGGACGCAGGUGAAGCCUACGAUGAGCUCUCUGUGCAGCCACCAGCCAGCAAUGGGCUCCAGCAGGUCUUUGACAGCGGCUCCGAUGCCAUCGCGGUCCAUGCCAUCAGCGUGCUCACGGCCAUCAUGAGCAACUCACCCUCUGCAAAGGAGGUGUUUAAGGAGCGCAUUGGCUAUGCCCAUCUCUACGAGGUGCUGAGGAGUCAGGGCCAGCCCACGCAGCGCCUGCUCCAGGAGCUCCUCAACAUGGCGGUAGAAGGUGACCACAGCUCCUUCCCAGCGCGCCCCAUCCACAACGAGCAGCCCCUGCUCCUGCUUCUGGCCUGGCUCCCAGCACUGGCAUGCCGUGAGCUGCAGCUCUUCCUCUCAGAGCGACUGCGGCAGCUAUGCGAGGCCUCUCUGCCCAGCCGCCUCACCUGCGUCAAGGCGGGCAUGGUGGGCAGCCUGCUGGCUGCUCUGGCCUCAGAGCCAGCACUCCCACCUGCCUGCUCCGAAAACCUGCUGGAGCUGCUGCGUGUCCUGGGCAGGCUUUCCAUCCGGCCUGGCGAGCUGCGGCAGCUCUUGAGGCUGCUGCGGCGUGAACGGGGCCGGGGCGCCCACCCCUACACAGCGCCUGUCCUGCGGGUGCUCUCAGGCAUGGCCCGGGCUGAGGGACCCCCACGAGCACUGCAGUACUUUGACCUGACACCUGGCAUGGCGGGGAUCAUGGUGCCUGCCAUCCAGAAGUGGCCUGGAGGUGCCUUUGCCUUCCAUGCUUGGCUCUGUCUCAGCGAGGAGGAGUUCGGGCCACCGGCGAGGCCAAAGAGGAGGCAGCUCUACAGCUUCUUCACAGCCAGUGGGACGGGAUUCGAGGCUUUCUUCACCACCGACGGCAUGCUGGUGGUGGCUGUCUGCACCAAGAAGGACUACAUGACGGUGGCACUGCCAGAGGUGGCCUUCAACGACUCAUCCUGGCACUGCAUUGACAUCGUUCAUGUCGCUGGCCGCCGACCCUUCGGCCAGAACGUGGUCAGCAUCUAUGCAGAUGGACACCUACGGAAGACAGCACAGCUCCGCUUCCCAUCCCUUCACGAGUCCUUCACCUCCUGCUGUAUUGGCUCUGCGGGGCACCGCACCACCACAACGGCUUCCAGCAGCAGCCACCCACCACCCUCCCAUGGGCUGGAGCUGACCUUCCCCCCACACCCCGUGCUCUGCCGUUCGCAGUCCUUCCCUGCCUCCCUGGGCCCCCACGCCUGGACCCCCCUACAGCCCCCCACUGAGGGGGUGGUGUCCACCACGGCAGCUGGCAGCCAGGAUACUGAGUGGGGCACCCCUACUUCCCUCGAGGGCCACCUGGGCUCUGUGGCUAUCUUUUGUGAAGUGCUGCAGCAAACCCAGGUCAAGGCACUCUUCUGCCUAGGUCCAAACAUCGCAUCUCCGUUUACACUGGAAGGUGACCUGGUGGAGCUCAGCAGCAAGCUCCUGCUGUACUACACCCCACAGGCUUGCAGAAAUAACAUCUGCCUGGACCUCUCUCCCAGCCAUGGCUUGGAUGGGAGGCUGACGGGGCAUAAGGUGGUCAACUGGGAUGUCAAGGAUGUGGUCAACUGCGUGGGUGGGAUGGGCGUCCUGCUGCCCCUGCUCGAACAAGUAGUGACCAAGAAGGAGGAAGCCGAGGAUGAGCAGGAGACCAAUGACCUGGUAGGGCCAGAGCUGACGUCCUCCAGGAACGCCCAGGGCAUGCUCAUCCCACUGGUCAGGUCCUCAGAGAGCAGGCUGGAAAGGAACAGUGUGGCUGCCUUCCUGCUGCUGGUGAAGAACUUCAUCCGCAACCACCCAGUGAACCAGGAGAGCCUGGUGCAGUGCCACGGGCCGGCCAUCAUUGGUGCACUGCUGCAGAAGGUGUCUAGCCCGCUGCUGGACAUGAGCACACUGAUGGCCUCGCAGAUCCUGAUGGAACAAGUGGCCUCCGAGGGCAGUGGACUGCUGCUGCACCUCCUCUACCAGCAUCUCCUCUUUGAUUUCCGCAUCUGGAGCAACAGCGACUUUGCCGUCCGCUUAGGUCACAUCCAGUACCUGGCCAACGUCAUCAAGGACCACAAGCAGCGCAUCCGCAAGAAAUAUGGGGUUCAAUACAUCCUCGACUCCAUCCGGACAUACUACGGUUCCUCCAGGGAGAAGUCCACAGCUACUGAUGACAUCAAGACGGUACAGACAUCCCUCUUCAGCCUGGUGAAGGAUUUCUUCUGCAGGAGCUUCUCUGGAGAGGAGAUGCAGAGCUUGCUGAACUAUGUGGCCGCAGCACAGGAUGAGCAGCAGGUCUGCGGAGCAUUGGAGGUAAUACACAGCCUGCUGAAGGGCUCACCCUCCCAGGAGCAGCUUUUUGCCUUCCUCUUUGAGCCAGGCCACGUGGAAGUGCUCUUCUCAUUGCUGGUACAGAAGAAGUUCUCAGAUGAAGUACGGGAAAGAGUCUUCAGGGUGCUCUACAAGAUGCUGAAGUACGAGAAGGUCCCUGAGCGCUGCAAGAGCCGCCUGAAGUUGAAGGACAUUGGGUACCAGGGGCUCAUUGCCUGCCUCAGCGACAUCCCCAGUUCCAUGUUGCUCUUCCGCUGCCUCUCAGAGCAGGUCCUUGGGGCAGAUACUCCGAACUACAAGGACCUGGUGGCCGUAGUUUACCUGUCCCACCGGGCUGACCUGACCAUCCGGCUCGAUAUCUGCCGCAAGCUCUUCCACUUGAUCUACGCACAGCAGGACAUGGUGAGGCAUCUGGCCAGGCUGGCGGGGUGGCAGGACACGCUCACCAAGCUGUACGUCAAGGAGGCUUCUCCGACCACUCCAUCUCGCCCAGCGGCCGCACCAAGUCCUUCCACUCCUACAACUUCAAGUCCUUCGACUCCUCCGACCGGGCGAGCCGCUCUUCCUCACCCUGGGGAUGUCCCCUUUGAUGGUGUCUACCACCCGCUCUCACCUUUCUCCACCUCACCCUUCGACCUGGGGCUCGACCUGGCCAGCACCAGCUCCAUCGCCACAGCUGAGAGUGGUGCACAGACACCCGCCAGCGGCCCUGGAACCCCUUCACCCCUGGAGAGCUUCAAACCCUUCCCAGGGAUGCGAAACCGCAAGAGCUCCAGCCUCUCCAACGUGCUGGAUGAGAGCAGCUACCAGGACGCUCUGCCUAGCGACAACAUCUCCAACACCAGCAACCCCCAGCAAACACCUGAGGAGGAGCUGUGCAACCUCCUGACCAACAUUAUCUUCUCGGUGACGUGGCGUGGGGUGGAGGGCUGGGAUGAUGCUGCAUGGAGGGAGCGUGGCCAGGUCUUCUCCGUCCUCACCAAGCUGGGCACGGCGUGUGAGCUGGUGCGAUCCCCUGAUGAGAUCAAGCGCAGCUUGCUGGAGAUGAUGCUGGAGUCGGCGCUGACAGACCUGAAGGAGUCGGGGCCGGCCGCGCUGCCCGGCCUCACCCACAAUGCACUCAAGCUGCUGCGGCUGCUCCAGGACUUCUUGUUCUCAGAGGGACACAACAACCAGGCCCUGUGGAGCGAGAAGAUCUAUGAGGGGGUGAGCAGCCUGCUAGACAAGCUGGGUGUCUGGUACCACCUGGCCAACGGCACCUCUGACCUCAAGGAGAUGGCCCAGACAGGGCUGCGCAUCCUGGUGGGCUACAUCCUGCUGCAGGACCCCCAGCUGCACUCACUCGCCUAUGUGAAGCUGCACAGUUUGCUGCAGACUGCCACGGCCCCGAAAAAAGACGAAGCUUGCUACCUGCUGGGCAAGCUGGAGACUCCACUGCAGCGUUCACUGGAUGCCAAAUCAGAGGCCUUCUCCUGGCUGGUGCCCAUUGUGCGCACACUCAUGGACCAGUGCUACGAGACUCUGCAGUUGCAGCAGUUCCUGCCCUCAUUGCCUCCCACCAAUGGCAGCCCCACGUUCUAUGAGGACUUCCAGCAGUUCUGCACCACCCUUGAGUGGAGGAGCUUCAUUGAGAAGCACGUGCAGCCCACCAUGGCUCAGUUUGAGAUGGACACAUUUGCCAAAAGCCACGACCACAUGUCCAACUUCUGGAACGCCUGCUACGAUGCCAUGAUGAGCAGCUCCCUGCGGAGGGAGCGGGACAAGGCAGACAGCCGGAAAAUGUUCCAGGAGCUGGUGCUGGAGCCAGUGGCAAAACGCACCAAGGCUGAAAAUGCCCGGCAUGCCAACGUGCUCAAGCAAGCCAACAACCACCACAGCACGGUGCUGAAGCAGUGGCGCUCCCUGUGCCGCCUCCUCACUUCACCUCGCUCCGCCUGGGCUGACCGGAACCCACCCGAGGUUCGCUGGAAGCUGUCAAGUGCUGAGACUUACUCCAGGAUGCGGCUGAAGCUGGUGCCCAACCUGAAUUUUGACCAGCACUUGGAGGCCAGCGCUCUGCGGGAUAACCUGGGAGCUGAUAAUCUCCACAACCCUGCUGAGUCCCUCCCACUUGCCAUGGCCAAGGAGGCUAGGGUGAGCGAGCUGGAGGAUGACCAGCUGGCCGAGGAGGAUCUCCCCGUCCUGGACAUCCAGGCUGAGCCCAAGGAACAGAACCAGCGGGAGAAGUUGGUGGUGUCGGAGGACUGCGAGCUCAUCACAACAGUGGCUGUUGUCCCUGGCCGCCUGGAGGUGACAACCCAGCACGUCUACUUCUAUGAUGGCAGCAGUGAAAAGGAGGAGACAGAGGGAGGGAUUGGCUACGACUUCAAGCGCCCCUUGUCCCACCUGCGCGAGGUCCACCUGCGCCGCUACAACCUGCGCCGCUCUGCACUUGAGCUCUUCUUCAUCGACCAGGCCAACUACUUCCUCAACUUCAAAAAGAAGGUGAGGAACAAGGUCUACUCCUGCAUCCUGGGUUUACGGCCCCCCAACCAGAUCUACUUUGGCAGCCGCUCACCCCAGGAACUGCUGAAAGCUUCAGGGCUCACCCAGAAAUGGGUUUUGCGGGAGAUCUCCAACUUUGAGUACCUCAUGCAGCUGAAUACGAUUGCGGGACGCACCUACAAUGACCUCUCACAGUACCCUGUGUUCCCCUGGAUCCUGCGGGACUACGUCUCGGAGACGCUUGACCUCACCAAUCCAUCUGUGUUUCGGGACCUGUCCAAACCCAUUGGGGUUGCCAAUGAGAGACAUGCACGGGACGUGAAGGAGAAGUAUGAGAGCUUUGAAGACCCCACGGGCACUGUGGACAAGUUUCACUACGGCACGCACUACUCUAACGCAGCGGGCGUCAUGCACUACCUGAUCCGCACUGAGCCCUUCACCACGCUGCACAUCCAGCUGCAGAGUGGCCGGUUCGACUGCUCGGACCGGCAGUUCCACUCAGUGCCAGCAGCAUGGCAAGCCCGCAUGGAGAACCCAGUGGACGUCAAGGAGCUCAUCCCUGAGUUCUUCUACUUCCCCGAAUUCUUGGAGAACCAGAAUGGCUUUGAUCUGGGCUGCCUGCAGAUGUCCAACGAGAAGGUGAGCGACGUGGUGCUGCCGCGGUGGGCACGUUCCCGUGAGGACUUCAUCUACCAACACCGAAAAGCCCUGGAAUCAGAGUACGUCUCAGCCCACCUCCACGAGUGGAUCGAUCUCAUUUUUGGGUACAAACAGCGAGGCCCGGCUGCUGUGGAGGCCCUCAACGUCUUCUACUACUGCACAUAUGAGGGUGCUGUGGACCUGGAUGCCAUCGCUGAUGAGACACAGAGGAAGGCUUUGGAGGGUAUCAUCAGCAACUUCGGGCAGACACCCUGCCAGCUGCUCAAGGAGCCCCAUCCUGCCCGGAUGUCGGCUGAGAGCGCAGCCCGAAGGCUCGCACGCCUGGACACCCGUCCACCCAACGUCUUUGAGAACCUGGACCAGCUCAAGUCCUUCUUUGUGGAGGGCAUCAGCGAUGGUGUGUCCCUGGUGCAAGCUGUUGUCCCCAAGAACCAGGCACAUUCCUUCAUCACUCAGGGAUCCCCCGAUGUCCUGGUCACCGUGAGUGCCAACGGCUUGCUGGGGACCCACAGCUGGCUGCCCUAUGACAAGAACAUCUCCAACUACUUCAGCUUCACCAAAGACCCCACCGUCUCCAAUGCAAAGACCCAGCGUUUCCUGCAGGGCCCCUUUGCUCCUGGUGCCGACCUGUGCUCCCGCACUCUGGCUGUGUCCCCUGAUGGGAAACUGCUCUUCAGCGGGGGACACUGGGACAACAGCCUGCGUGUAACCUCACUGGGCAAGGGGAAGGUCAUUGGGCACAUCACCCGGCACAUAGAUGUUGUUACCUGCCUGGCACUCGACCUGUGUGGCAUCUACCUCAUUUCUGGGUCCCGGGACACCACCUGCAUGGUGUGGCAGGUCCUGCAGCAGGGCGGGUUUUCCAGCGGCUUGGCCCCCAAACCCAUCCAGGUCCUGUACGGCCACGAUGACGAGGUGACGUGCGUGGCCAUCAGCACCGAGCUGGACAUGGCUGUCUCAGGUUCCAAGGAUGGCACCAUCAUCAUCCACACCAUCCAACGGGGGCUCUUCAUGAAGUCUCUGCGGCCUCCUGGUGAGAGCUCACUGCCUGCUGCCGUCACCCACCUGGCCGUGGGGCCAGAGGGGCAGAUUGUCACCCAGACCACCGUGGGCGAGCGCGCUUCCCUGAAGGAUAAAUUCACGCUGCACCUCUACUCAGUGAAUGGGAAGCACCUUGCCUCCGUCCCCCUGGACCAGGAGGUGACAGCCAUGUGCGUGACGGAGGAGUUUGUGGUGCUGGGGACCAUGCAGUGUGGGCUGGAGAUCCGUGACCUCCAGAGCCUCCAGGCACCAGUGCACCCCGUGCCCAUGCGGGUGCCCAUCCACAGCGUGUCGGUGACCAAGGAGAAGAGCCACAUCCUUGUGGGGCUGGAGGAUGGCAAGCUGAUCGUGGUGGGUGCUGGGCAACCUGCAGAGGUGCGCCCAGGCCAGUUCCACCGGCGGCUCUGGCGUUCCACGCGCCGCAUCUCCCAGGUCUCAGCUGGUGAGACAGAGUACAACCCCAGCGAGGGCAAGUCCUAGGCUGGCACCCCACACCCGGCCCCGAUGGCCUUCCUACAGCACCCGGCCCCUCCUGGGGGGGCACGGCAUGAAGGGGGACCCCGAUCCUCCUGCGGCAGCGCCCCGAGCCCCUUGCGAGCCGGGGGGUGAGGAUAGGAGGGUUGAGCCCCGCAGAGGCUGCACGCUCGGCCCCAUGCCGUGGCCUUAUCCAGCCCCAUUGGGAUGGGGGACAGCAGCACGGACACGGGGGGUGAGGAGGUUCUGGGGGGGCCCCUUGCUGGGAAGGGGGUACCACAUCUCCCUCACACCUGCUGGCCAGGAGCCGGCUGCACUUCCCCCCCCUCCCCCCCACCUCUCCCCUCCCCAAAAUGUUUUUUUCUAUCAAUUUCUAGCUCUUUUACAAAAAAAAAAAAAAAGAAAGAAAGAAAGAAAGAAGAAGAAAGAAAAAAGAAUAAUAUAUCUGUCUAUAAGAAAUAAAUGUGCACAAGGC